Pistacia vera is the source of this 796-nucleotide messenger RNA. RefSeq names its product NADH dehydrogenase [ubiquinone] iron-sulfur protein 1, mitochondrial-like. Bases 83 to 796 code for a protein of 237 amino acids. Gene Ontology annotation, cellular component: membrane. Lineage: Eukaryota; Viridiplantae; Streptophyta; Magnoliopsida; Sapindales; Anacardiaceae. Gene Ontology annotation, biological process: ATP synthesis coupled electron transport. Gene Ontology annotation, molecular function: iron-sulfur cluster binding; NADH dehydrogenase (ubiquinone) activity. The transcript is spliced from 2 exons. The record is from RefSeq and is a predicted model, not a curated record.
GCAAUUGGCAACAGAAACUCCACACUCCUUUACAUUUCACUCCUUCGACUGAAAACAACUGAGCGAGCUAGACGAAACAAAAAUGGGGUUAGGGCUGUUGGCUUCAAGGGCAAUGAGACCCCUCAAAUCUUCCAAUUUCAGAAUGUGUGCGCGCUAUAUUGUCACUAAACCUGAACUCCAGUCACCGGAAUCUGCGGCGGCCGAAGCACCUGCCCAACCCGAUCUCCCGCCGCGAACCCCCGUUGGCGGGGCUCGGAUUCACUUCCCCAAUCCUGAAGAUGCGAUCGAGGUGUUCGUUGAUGGGUUUCCGGUCAAAAUCCCCAAGGGCUUCACUGUUUUACAAGCUUGUGAAGUCGCCGGCGUCGAUAUUCCCAGAUUUUGUUACCACAGUAGACUAUCGAUUGCUGGAAAUUGCCGCAUGUGUCUCGUUGAGGUCGAGAAAUCGCCCAAGCCUGUUGCUUCUUGCGCCAUGCCUGCUCUUCCCGGGAUGAAAAUUAAGACGGACACACCCGUCGCUAAGAAGGCACGGGAAGGGGUGAUGGAAUUUUUGUUGAUGAAUCAUCCUUUGGAUUGUCCAAUUUGUGACCAGGGUGGAGAAUGUGAUCUCCAAGAUCAGUCUAUGGCCUUUGGAUCUGAUCGCGGCCGGUUCACUGAAAUGAAAAGGUCUGUAGUUGAUAAGAAUCUGGGACCCUUGGUGAAGACUGUCAUGACUCGGUGUAUCCAGUGUACAAGGUCAGAAUCUAUUGAAAUCAUUUGUCUUUCAAAUGUUUAUUGCAGAAGUUGUUGUAUAUUAUAA